This is a messenger RNA of Amoebophrya sp. A120, 410 nucleotides long. The record is from the annotation of a GenBank genome assembly. NCBI's taxonomy places the organism in Eukaryota, Dinophyceae, Syndiniales, Amoebophryaceae.
GAACUACUACAGCAGCGGUAUGAUGAUUUGCACCACGAACAGCAGACUACGCGGGAGUUAGUCGAGGUCAGCGCGCCGGGUCUUGGAGAAGCAGACGGAGUUGACGACCUUGUUGCGUAUCAUGAUAAAAAAGUUCACCGGAAAUUCCUGUGCCGGAAGUCGGACAAAGGAACGGCUACGAGCAAGCCGUUUAUUGAUAGUUCUAGUACAUCUUCUCGCGGCGGCCGCCCAGGAGUUGUUGUUCAUCCCCAGCUUGGAAAAAAAACGGCGCCUGCUGGUGGAUCUUCAAAUGCCUUUUCACCACCUGAAACUACUAAUCCGCCCCUGAAACUACAAGACAAUGAGCCAGCUCUUGCUCCGGCGGUAUUUGAUAGUUUGGUGGCUUCCUUUUUGCCCCCACGAGAUAAGAU